This is a messenger RNA of Ylistrum balloti, 1866 nucleotides long. RefSeq lists its product as uncharacterized. The coding region runs from base 1 to 1866 and encodes 621 amino acids. The transcript has 8 exons. Lineage: Eukaryota; Metazoa; Mollusca; Bivalvia; Pectinida; Pectinidae. The record is from RefSeq and is a predicted model, not a curated record.
AUGGCCAGGCAGUUUUCAUUCAGGAAUCCGGUAACAGGAAAGCCCUUGGCCCCGAAACCACCAAAGCCACAGAAACUAUGCGGCUGGGAAGUGGACGAUAUCACUAGCCAUUCACCAGGAAUAGAGACUUGGAGUAACCUACAGGUUCAGAUCCACGAACGACAGGGGAAACUCAAACAUGUACCAGAGCAUGCAGCUUACAAACAUUUGCCAAAACGAAGAUGUACUGGGUUCGAGGACACCGAUUUAUUCGAGAAAGAGAGCUUGCACGAACAUUUCUUCAAAAAGAUUAUUAGCGAAGAAAAACCGCCGAUUGAUUCUAGUCCUAGCACAAAUGCAACACUGCCAGAUGGAACAAUUCGCAAAAAGAGCGCACGUGCCCCACGGAUACGAACGGCAGGUUCUAUUAGAUCCAACGAGGCGGAUAGACCCAAAACGCGGGACGAUCUCGAGGUGCCUUACAAAGAAAGCGGUUACGCUGUUCAAACUCUUCCAAGGACUGAAGUGCCGUUCGGCUUUACGAGAUCGGUAACUGACAUUGGAGAGGAAAGAUCGCCCACAAUGCGAAGGAUGCUCUAUUACUCCCGAAAGUAUGCUUCAAAAGACGACGCCAUAUAUGAUGAAGAUGAAGACGAAGGCUACGAUUCAAAGACGCCAAGCGAGGAAAAAGAAAUAAAAUUAUUCGAUACGCCUUUAAUCAUAAAUCAGUGUGGGACGUCCAAUGGUCGGUAUCAACAGGAUUUUACGCGUGAGUGCAGGAACGGUCAGCGCGUGGCUAAGUUCUCAUAUACUCACCUAACGCCUCGACAUGUGAUUGCCGAGCACUUCGACGAUGACCCGCGUAAUGGUGCUGAUCAGAAAACUUAUGGUGAUACGUAUAGGCAAUCUAAACAGUGUAUAGACGAAUCGAAGGAAAAUAGCAGAAUUCGCAAAAAGUUAGAACGUUCACAUACCAUUAUAGGAAAUAAGACCGACAGUUCGGCAGUAUCCGAGGACCGACCAUCGGCUAUAGUAUUACGUAAGAUCAGUAUACAGAAUUCAGAAGGAGAAGGAACACACGAAACUGUGUUUGAUCUUCAGAAACAAUUACAUAGAUCGUAUACAACUUUACACGAACAUAGCACAGAUAGGGAACAUUAUCCCGUCAAUAUUUCUAGUCCGGAACUCAAGUGUCCACAGCACCGACCGCAAUCCCGACCUUCGCAAAAGAUUACGAUUGACUCUAAUAAGCUUGCUCCAGGAGAUGUUUUACGGAAAACUCACGCCGGUAUAUUUGAUUUACAACGAUCUCAUACGACAGUGUGUAUGCCAAUUGGAGAACUACUUCCAAUGGCGGAUCAUUUCCAUAUUAAGUCUGCGUCAUCCACGACGCAUGCAGAACCGUCUCCUUCCGUGGCGAAUGCAGCUUGUGAACAGGAAGACACUCCUAGACUGGUCAACAUGGACGACGCCUCUCUCGAUUAUUAUUCUAUAAAUAAAAGCAAUACUCUGUGUUCCGGUCCCUUCCGUCAAUCGAAGUCAUCUCAAGACACUAGCAACCGUAAAACUAUGCCACAUGUGGAUCUUUACCCUCAUUCAGCAUCCAACAUUAUUCCGUCCACGCACGAGGCGCGCACGCGACUCACUCAGUCGAAACCAAAGGAGGGCCUCCCUUCUGGGUCAUUCUUGCCCAAGAUGCCUACGCUUGCAGUACGCAGGAAGAGGAAAACGGAAAAGAAACCGGAAAUUAAGCUUACUACAAACCCUGAUCGAGAUACGAAAAAGAAACUCCGAGACGCCUUCUCGAGGUUUUAUCACAAACGCUCUUAUGCUCCUAACCGGAAUGCAAAUUGGUCAGAUGAACUCCGAUUUGUGUGGAACACGUGA